Molecule: messenger RNA, 981 nt
Organism: Alternaria burnsii
Lineage: Eukaryota; Fungi; Ascomycota; Dothideomycetes; Pleosporales; Pleosporaceae
Product: flavoprotein
Exons: 1
Coding region: 1-981 (326 amino acids)
Molecular function (GO): oxidoreductase activity
Source: RefSeq, a predicted model, not a curated record
AUGCAUAUACUCGGUCUCGUAAACGGCACACCGUCUGGAAACUCAGAGAUCCUACUCAAAGCUGCCUUGACAGCAGCUGCCGAGUCUGACUCUACCAUUACAACGUCAUGGAUACAUGUUCCUUCCAUUUCCAUACCGACGAAUCCAGCACCUCUGGAUAGCCCUGUUGGCUUCGACCUUGCUUCAAAACUCAAUGCCGCCUCUAACAAUGCGCCCGACGAUCGAGCUGCUGUCCGCGAAGCUAUCCUGGACGCUGAUGCAAUCAUUGUUUCUACACCUACGUACAGCCACCAACCUCCAGGAACAUUGAAACUCCUCAUGGACAGAAUUGGCGGACCAUCCCUCGACGUUACAUUUGGCAAAACAUUCAAUCCUGGCAAACUUGACCCACGACUAACAAAACCGCGAGUAUUGGGCUUUAUCGCAGUGGGAGGUUCUUCAACACCAGAUCAAUUUACCAUGGCUCUGCCCACUCUGCACUUGCUGUUUUAUGGUCUGCAUGCCAAGAUUGUAGAUCAAUUCAUCGGUCAGGAUUUGGGAUUAUCCGGAGCAGUGUGUUUACACGAUGAUCUUAUCGCACGGGCCAAGCGCAUGGGUCAGAAUAUCGCAAGUGAAUUGGGCAAACCGUACGACGAAGCAAAAUAUCUCGGCGACGAAGAAGUAGGCGCAUGUCCGCAUUGUCAUCUCUCCAAGAUCGAAUUCCUACCGGAGCAUGGCAAGAAUGCAAUCGGGUGCACGACCUGUGGUACUAGAGGCAAAUUGACUGUCAGCCAGGACGGCGGUAUAUUUCCGGUAUGGGAGGAAGACUCGAAAUGGAGUUGUUUGACUUGGGCGAGCAAGUUGCAGCAUUCGUACGAUAUUGUUAGUUGGGCCAAAAAGUAUGAGGCGAGGAAACCUGAAAUCACAAAGGGUCAGGAAGAGUGGAAGAAGGUUGUUGUUUCACAAGUGACUCUGCCUAGUCAGCAGAGGGCGGCCCUUUAA